This is a messenger RNA of Prunus dulcis (almond), 1851 nucleotides long. Its product is annotated as vicilin Car i 2.0101. Bases 27 to 1670 code for a protein of 547 amino acids. The record is from RefSeq and is a predicted model, not a curated record. The transcript has 6 exons. NCBI's taxonomy places the organism in Eukaryota, Viridiplantae, Streptophyta, Magnoliopsida, Rosales, Rosaceae.
UGAUAUAACAAACUAUAGCCCUAAACAUGGCGAUCAAGAUCACCAUCAAAGCUAGCUAUAAGCUCCCUUUCUUCUUCUUCUUCCUCUCCACUCUCUUCCUAGCCUCCUCCUCUGUAACACCACUGAUCAACGCCCUCAGUGAUUAUCAUAAUCAGAAAUGCCAGCAGUCGAUUUGCAGAGGCGUUGGCGGCCGCCAUAGCUUGUUAAGAUCCAAAGAUCAUCCUCAAGAUGCUCGAGAGGAAUACUUUUAUUGCUCGCAGAGCUGCGGAACGAGUGAGGACCCCGAACAGUGCGAGACAGAGUGUCGAGAGCGAUUUGACGAGCAAUUGAAGAAAGAAGCUGAAGAGCAGCAGAAGGGACAAGAUGAGGAGGAGGAGGAGGGGCCGACUUUUAAUCCCAACCCUUACUAUUUCCCCAAGUUCGGGUUGAGGCCUAGGUUUUUGGCUGAAGAAGGUGCCUAUUUUGUCCUUGGGAGCUUUGCCAGGCUCUCGCAUUUGCUCCGGGGAAGAAUUCAAAACUACCGCGCUGCCUUGCUUCAGACUACGCCUGGCACUUUUGUUCUCCCUUACCACCUCGACGCCGAAUCCAUUUUUGUUGUUUGGAACGGAAGAGGCACUCUCACUCUUGUGAUGAAGGACACGAAACAGUCCUUCAAGAUUGAAAAUGGAGAUGUAAUUAGAGUUCCUGCCGGGGCUACCACCUACUUGAUUAACAAUCACACCACAGAAAAUCUUAGCCUCGUACAGCUCUUCCAGCCAGUCAACACUCCUGACCUAUUUGAGGAAUUCUUCCCUGCUGGUUAUAAAGAUCCCGAACCCGGGUCAGACUAUAGUUUUUUGCACGGUACCGAGUCAUACUACAGCGUUUUCAGCAAUGACCUUCUUGAAGCUGCCUUUGAUGUCCCAAGAGAGCAGCUAGAAAAGGCCUUUGGACAGCAGAAGCGGGAGGGCAUGAUCAUAAGAGCCUCAAAAGAGCAACUCGACGCAUUGAGUAAACAAGCUUAUCCAUGGUGGCGCAAACUAGUCCCUUGGUCUAUGGGUAGUGAUUUAAAUUUCAAUCUGCUAAGCCAAAGACCUCUGCACUCCAACAACUAUGGCAAGUUCUAUGAGGCUUCCCCUCAGGAGUUCAAACAGCUCCAGGACAUGAAUGUCUCAGUCGCUAUGCUUGACAUCAAUCCGGAAGCUAUGAUGGUGCCACACUACAAUUCUAAAGCAACAUAUUUGAUGAUGGUGGUAGAUGGAAUGGGAUACUUUGAAAUGGCCUGCCCAAAGUUCACAAUACCAGCGAGCGAAGAAGAGAUGGAGUAUCAAGAAGAGCAAGCAGAUCAGCAGAGCGGAGUGUACAGCAAGGUAAGUGGCAAGCUUUCCCUUGGUGAUGUCUUUGUGAUCCCAGCAGGCCAUCCUGUGUCUAUUGUUGCCCAAAACAACAACAACAACAACAACAACAACGGCAACCAAAACCAGAAAUUGAGAAUUGUGGGAUUCGGAAUCAAUGCCGGAAACAACAUAAGGAACUUCUUAGCAGGGCAAGAGGGCAACAUAAUGAAGCAGAUGGAGAGAGAGGCUACGCAGCUGACAUUUGGGCAAGAGAUGGAACAAGUAUUGACCAGUCAGAAGCAAUCUUAUUUUGUGCCUGCCUCGAGAAGAGGGAGCAGCACAGAGAAGGCAUAAGCAAUCCCAACUGGCUUCAAGUACGUAGAGCAGAAGUAGUAUGCUUUGCUCGAGUUUUGAAGUGGCUAGGCUCAUGUAGAGUGAGCUUUUUGAUUAAUUGUGUGUAGAGAGCUCUAGCUAGUUUUGUGCUACAUAAAUAAAUGAAUAAAUGUGACUAGCUCAUAAUUAGGUACCAUAAAAA